Molecule: messenger RNA, 803 nt
Organism: Meriones unguiculatus (Mongolian gerbil)
Lineage: Eukaryota; Metazoa; Chordata; Mammalia; Rodentia; Muridae
Product: small ribosomal subunit protein uS5-like
Biological process (GO): translation
Cellular component (GO): ribosome; cytosolic small ribosomal subunit
Molecular function (GO): RNA binding; structural constituent of ribosome
Source: RefSeq, a predicted model, not a curated record
GGUCUUAGGGGCCGUGGGCGUGGCCGAGGCCGCGGGGCUCGUGGAGGUAAAGCCGAAGACAAGGAGUGGAUCCCUGUCACCAAGCUGAGCCGCCUGGUUAAGGACAUGAAGAUAAAGUCCUUGGAGGAGAUCUACCUGUUCUCCCUGCCCAUUAAGGAAUCUGAUAUUAUCGACGUUUUCCUGGGUGCAUCCCUAAAGGAUGAGGUACUAAAAAUCAUGCCAGUGCAGCUGACACGGGCUGGCCAGCGGACCAGGUUCAAGGCUUUUGUCGCUAUUGGAGACUACAAUGGUCACGUUGGUCUUGGUGUUAAGUGUUCCAAGCUGGCUAUCCGAGGAGCCAUCAUCUUGGCCAAGCUUUCCAUCGUCCCUGUGCGAAGAGGUUAUUGGGGCAACAAGAUUGGCAAACCCCACACUGUUCCGGGCAAGGUGACAGGCCACUGUGGCUCUGUUUUGGUGCAUCUCAUCCCUGCCCCCAGAGGCACUGGCAUUGUCUCUGCUCCUGUGCCCAAGAAACUACUGAUGAUGGCCGGUAUUGAUGACUGCUACACAUCAGCCAGGGGCUGCACUGCCACCCUCGGCAACUUUGCCAAGGCCACCUUUGAUGCCAUCUCCAAGACUUAUAGCUACCUGACCCCUGACUUCUGGAAAGAGACUGUGUUCACCAAGUCCCCUUAUCAGAAAUUCAAUGAUCAUCUUGUGAAAACCCACACCAGAGUCUCCGUUCAGAGGACCCAGGCUCCAGCUGUGGCUACCACAUAAGGGUUUUUAUACAAGAAAAAUAAAGUGAAUUAAAUCUGAAAAAA